AUGGCGACCAUUCAGCAACUGGUAGGAAGAUGGCGCUUAGUGGAGAGCAAAGGCUUCGAUGAGUACAUGAAGGAACUGGAUGUGGGAAUGGCUCUGCGGAAAAUGGGCGACGUGGCCAAACCAGAGUGUAUCAUCACUUUUGAUGGCAAAAUCCUCACCUUAAAACUUGAGAGCACAUUCAAAACAGCACAGUUCUCAUGUAACCUGGGAGAGGAGUUUGAAGAAACUACAGCUGAUGGCAGAAAAACUCAGACCGUCUGCAACUUUGUAAAUGGCGCAUUGAUUCAACAUCAGCAGUGGGAUGGGAAGGAAAGCACAAUCACGAGAAGACUGGAAGGUGGGAAAAUGGUGGUGGAAUGCGUCAUGAACAGUGUCACCUGUACUCGGAUCUAUGAAAAAGUUGAGUAA
This is a messenger RNA of Pteronotus mesoamericanus, 408 nucleotides long. Its product is annotated as fatty acid-binding protein 5-like. Gene Ontology annotation, molecular function: fatty acid binding. Gene Ontology annotation, biological process: fatty acid transport. The transcript has a single exon. The record is from RefSeq and is a predicted model, not a curated record. Gene Ontology annotation, cellular component: cytosol; nucleus. The coding region runs from base 1 to 408 and encodes 135 amino acids. Lineage: Eukaryota; Metazoa; Chordata; Mammalia; Chiroptera; Mormoopidae.